Messenger RNA from Verruconis gallopava, 1641 nucleotides. RefSeq lists its product as uncharacterized. The coding region runs from base 36 to 1331 and encodes 431 amino acids. The transcript has a single exon. The record is from RefSeq and is a predicted model, not a curated record. NCBI's taxonomy places the organism in Eukaryota, Fungi, Ascomycota, Dothideomycetes, Venturiales, Sympoventuriaceae. Gene Ontology annotation, molecular function: oxidoreductase activity; copper ion binding.
UCUUUACAUCCUUAUCUGCGUACAAUAGAUCAGUCAUGGGUGCAGCAACGGAGCGUUCACCGGAACAAGUGCUCGAAGACGGCCUGCGCAAACGGAAAGACGGUUUGUCGCCGGAGCCCGGGAGGAGGCGAGACACUGCCUUCGAUGCGGCUACCUCCAGGGUGAUGCCGAUCACUCAGGUCUGGAAACCAAGCCAACGCGUCCAAAACAUUACGAUCUGGGUUCUGCUGCUGGCGGCGACAUUUUUCAGCGUCGCGGUCGUGAUCGAAGAGCUUCAGGCGUCCUGGUACCGUUUGCCCGCGCUCGAUGCCUUGAAUAGCCAAUUCUUCGGGUCGCAGAGCCUCGAUCUAGUCCUGAAAUCGACCGUACGUCCCGGAGGCGGAAGGGAUGUAGUCGGACUCCGCUGGAAUGUGUCGCGAGGCGCAAGAAGACCGGAUGGGUUGAACUCCAUGGUCUGUCUUAUAAACGGCGAGCUUCCUGGCCCUACCAUACAAGCACUACCUGGCGAUACGAUUCAUCUAGAGGUCACGUCUUCUUUUGACGGCGAGCUUGACUUGACAUUUGGUGGCUUGGCGCCUUCGAGCAAGAACAUAUGGGCGGCGAUGGGCUCUGCCCAGAAGCCAGUAACGGCGGGCUCGACCAAGAUCUACGAAGUUCAAGUCCCCAGUGACAAAACGGGAACCUUCGCAUAUCGCGCCGCCUCUCGGGACCUGACGGCAUGCGGUGUAUUCGGGGCGAUCGUAGUGGCAGACCCGGCCGCCGAGAUCCUCAACGGAACAGUGGACGAAGAGAGAGUCAUUCUCCUCAACGACUGGCUCCCCUCCGCUCUCGCCUCGCCUUACGAACCGUCGACAAGUGCACGACCACCGGCCUCGGUGCUGGUAAACGGCAAAGGUGCUUAUAACUGCUCUCAGCUCCCUCCAGAUGCCAGGACAGACUGCGCUUCCAGGCUAGGCAAGAGCCGCCCUCACAUGAAGUUUGACGCCGGCAAAGUCUACCGUCUGCGACUCGUCAACGCCGGCACGGCCUCCGGCAUUUCCGUGUCCAUUCCGGGCACGUACAUGACCAUCAUUGAGAUGGAUGGCGGCCAGAAGGUGCAGCCGAAGCGGGCGACGUCCGUCGGUGUUCUUCGUCCCGGGCAGACCGUGGACGUGCUGAUCGACUGGACCGCUGGCGGCGACGACGAGUUCAUCGUUUCCGUGGAGGAUGACGCUGGUGACGCAACUUUAUCACAACACUUUCCCAUCAAGGUCAGUGGCUUUCUCAAUAGGAAUGCCCAGCCUCCACCGCCAAGGCACCGCGACCUGCUUCGCUUGAUUCCGUUGUCUUGAACAAGAGAUGCCUGGGCUGGUUACAUCAGCGGACAGCCGGCGAGUCAAUUUCUUUUGAAUCUGAGCAUUUGUUUCUUCUUUCGAAGCUGCGUGAAUUCUUUUGAAUCUGAGCAUUUAUUUCUUCUCGCGAAGCUGCGUGUCUGGAUCACAUUAGAUUGCUAGAGCAUAUGAGCAUCAGAAGCAUGGCUGCCCCUUCGCAGCGUAGGGAUCACGACUUGGAAUUUGGCGGAGCUCGUGAACAUAUAUUGGUGCAUAGUGGAUCUUGGCUGCGAAUACCCCAUUGCAGUUUUUCCUCUUCCCAUACAGUGAG